Molecule: messenger RNA, 2439 nt
Organism: Nomia melanderi (Alkali bee)
Lineage: Eukaryota; Metazoa; Arthropoda; Insecta; Hymenoptera; Halictidae
Gene: Noc2
Product: Nucleolar complex protein 2
Biological process (GO): negative regulation of transcription by RNA polymerase II; ribosomal large subunit biogenesis
Cellular component (GO): nucleoplasm; Noc1p-Noc2p complex; Noc2p-Noc3p complex
Molecular function (GO): histone binding; transcription corepressor activity
Source: RefSeq, a predicted model, not a curated record
CGUUUUACUAAGUUUGCGGCAAGAAUUAUUUGUGCAUGCAUUCAGUGUUUACGUCAGGUUAUGCACGUGGAAAAUGAAAAGAAUUUGUACAUACUGCUUAAAUAAUUAAAGUUUGUAAACGUCAAACGUUUAAAAUUGAAUAUUAUAAAAACGUUAUUUGCACUGCUGGAAUAUUUAAGUUCAAAUUAAAUAAUGAAAGUCAAAAGUACAAAAAGUGUUAUGAAGAAAUCUAAGAAAUCUGUUACAAAGAAAAAGAAAGAUUUGAGUGAAGUAACAACGGAUGAUUUUUUCAAUCAAAAUUUUGAAAAUUACACUAGCAAUGAGAAUAACAAUGACGACGAGGGAAGUAGUGAUGAUGAUAUGAAUGAAAUACAACAUAAGAAGUCAUUAAUGAAAUUGAAGAAGACCGAUCCAGAAUUUUAUAAAUAUUUAAAAGAAAAUGAUAAAAAUCUUUUAGAAUUCAAUGUAUCAGAUGAUGACAAUAAUGAUGUCAGUGAUAAUGAUGAUGUGGAAACAGAAGAAAGACAUAUACCUGACGAUCAUCUAGAGGUUGCUAGUGAUGAAAGUGAUUUUGAAGGAGAUGAAGAUGUUGGCGCCACAAAAGAUGUAAGAAAAAUUACAUUGCAGUUGUUAAAGAGAUGGCAACAAGAAAUUCAGAAAGACAAGUCUUUAAAGACUAUUAGAUGUGCUGUAGAAGCUUUCCAUGCUGCAUUAGAAACAGUAGCAGAAUCUCCCGAUCCAGAAGAAUUAAGUUAUAAAGUAGAGGGUGGUGUAGUGUUUAAUGGAGUUGUACAAUUAUGUAUAUUAUACUUGCCCGACGCAUUUAAACGAUAUUUAAAAUUGGGUUCGGAAAAUCAAUUUCAAGCUCAUAAAUGUAAAAGAUUUGUUAAAGUAAAAGGUAUUUUAAAGUCCUAUUUAACGGAUUUAAUUAAGAUUUUGCAAAGUGUAACUUCAUCCAACAUAGUCACAGUGCUUUUAAAGCAUUUACAUCAAAUGUUACCUUACACACAGUCAUUUUCGUCAUUGACAAAACCGUUGCUAAAGAUUUUACUUAAUAUUUGGUCAAGUGGAGAAGAAACUGUUCGCGUUGUUUCUUUCUUAAGUAUAUUACGAAUAGCAACUACUAAUAAGGUCUCAGUGUUGGAUAUGUUAUUCAAAGCAAUGUAUGUAAAGUAUGUUGAGAAUUCAAAAUUUGUAUCUUUCACAACGCUACCAGGAAUUAAUUUUAUGAGGCAUUCUUUGACUGAAAUAUAUUUACUUGAUAAUAAUAUGGCAUAUACCCAUGCCUUUUUAUAUAUCAGGCAGUUGGCUAUUCAUUUACGAAAUGCUAUGACUUUAAAGAAGAAGGAAAACUUUCAAGCUGUAUACAAUUGGCAAUACAUAAAUUCGUUACGGUUUUGGACAGAAUUAAUUCAGUCAUCAAAGACCGAUUCCGCGUUGCGUUCUCUUUUAUAUCCUCUAGUACAAAUUAUUAUAGGUACAAUAAAAGUGAUACCAACUCCACAGUACUAUCCCCUCAGAUUUCAUUGUUUACAAAUGUUAACAGACAUUUCCAGAGAUACUGACACGUUUAUACCUGUAUUACCAUUUUUAUUAGAGAUAUUAAAUUCUUAUGAUUUUAAUAAGAGGCACAAAUCAGUUUCGAUGAAGCCUGUACCAUUCAUUUGUAUAUUAAGAUUGUCAAAGGUACAAUUGCAAGAAAACGGUUUCAAAGAUAAUGUUAUUGAUAACGUAUAUAAACUUAUUUUGGAAAAUGCAGCAAAAGAUAGUCACACAAUAUACUUCCCGGAUUUAUAUGUACCAUGCAUAAUCCAGUUGAAAGCGUUCCUAAAGAAAUGUCACGUUGCAAAUUACUCUAGAAAAAUGAAGCAGUUGUUAGACAAAAUUGAAGAGAACAGAAAGUACAUCGAGAAAGAGCGCAGCAAAAGAAUAAUUGAUUUAAGAAACAUGUCGGAAGUCAAAAACUGGGAAACGCAGAUCAAAACGCAAGGAACAUCGAUAUCGAAGUUCUACGAAUCAUGGAUAAAGAUUUAUCAGUCGCAGAAACUGAAAAUGCUCACGAAGAACGAAGACCUAGGCGAAUAUAAUUUACCAACACUAAAGAAAUCAAAAAGAGCGAAGUCAGACGAAAGAAUCCUAGAAGAGAGCGACGAUGAAAGUGAUUUCGAACUCCACAUCAAGUCAAACGAUGGGAAACCAGAGAAAAAACCCGAGAAACCCGUGAAAACUAAAAAGAAGAAAACGAAGAUCAGCAAACCGACGACGAGCGACGACGAUUUGCCGAGGGAAAUGACAGACAUUGUUCAAGACAUAAACAGCGACGAUUGGGAUUAACUAUAAGUAUUGAAAAAUGCAAUUAAUUUUAAUUCCACGAAAUGAAUUUUUAUAUACAGAAAACAGACUACGAUCACGAUUAAAUAAAGUAAAACUGAAAACCGA